Perognathus longimembris pacificus (Pacific pocket mouse) is the source of this 7590-nucleotide messenger RNA. RefSeq names its product AT-hook containing transcription factor 1 (gene Ahctf1). Bases 80 to 6763 code for a protein of 2227 amino acids. The transcript has 35 exons. Lineage: Eukaryota; Metazoa; Chordata; Mammalia; Rodentia; Heteromyidae. The record is from RefSeq and is a predicted model, not a curated record.
AAUAAAAUUUUAGUUUUACUUAUGUCUUUCUUAAUCUAGCUACCUUCAGUGAUGUAUAUCAUAGUAAUAUAUCAUAGUAAUGUUGUCUUUUAACAAUAUUUACAGUGGAAAUAUGCGAGACUUAACAGCUCAAGUGACUAGUAGGCUCCUACACUUCCCAGAAGUGACAAUUCAAGCCCUUGGAGAAGAUGAAAUAACGUUAGAGUCUGUGCUUCGUGGCAAAUUCGCUGCAGGGAAAAAUGGUGUAGCUUGCUUGGCGUGUGGCCCACAGCUUGAGGUGGUAAACUCUGUCACUGGAGAGCGGUUGUCUGCAUAUCGGUUCAAUGGAGUCAGUGAACAGUCUCCUGUAGUCCUAGCAGUGAAAGAAUUUUCUUGGCAGAAAAGAACUGGAUUGUUAAUAGGCCUGGAAGAAGCAGAAGGGAGUAUUCUGUGUCUUUAUGAUCUUGGUAUAUCAAGAGUUGUUAAAGCAGUUGUUCUUCCUGGAAGGGUAACUGCCAUAGAACCUAUAACUAAUCAUGGAGGAGCCAGCGCAAGCACUCAGCACUUACACCCAAGUCUGCGAUGGCUUUUUGGUGUGGCAGCUGUUGUUACUGAUGUUGGACAAAUUCUUCUUAUUGACCUGUGUUUGGAUGAUUUAGGCAAUCAAAAUGAAGUAGAAGCAUCAGACCUUGAAGUUGUAACUGGCAUUCCAGCUGAGGUUCCGCACAUCAGAGAGAGCGUGAUGAGGGAGGGCCGCCAUCUGUGUUUCCAGUUGGUGAGCCCCUCUGGCGUAGCUGUUUCCGCUCUCAGUUACAUUCCCAGGACCAAUCAGCUGGCCGUGGGGCUUUCUGAUGGCUAUCUAGCGCUUUGGAAUAUGAAAAGCUUAAAAAGAGAAUAUUACACUCAAUUGGAAGGUGGAAGAGUUCCUGUGUAUGCUGUGAUCUUUCAAGAACCUGAGAAUGAUCCUCGUAAUUGCUGUUACUUGUGGGCAGUUCAGUCCACACAAGAUAGUGAAGGCGAUAUUUUGAGUUUGCACCUGCUUCAGUUGGCCUUUGGUGAUAGAAAAUGUUUGGCAUCAGGACAAAUCUUAUAUGAGGGAUUAGAAUAUUGUGAAGAAAGAUACACGCUGGAUCUUGCUGGUGGCAUGUUUCCUUUGAGGGGACAAAGUAGUAAUACCAAGCUGCUGGGAUGCCAGAGUAUAGAGAAGUUCCGAUCUCAUGGCGAGAGAGAAGAAAGCAUGAAUGAAGCACUCUCUCCAGACACCAGUGUUUCAGUCUUCACCUGGCAAGUGAAUACAUAUGGACAAGGAAAGCCUUCUGUCUAUCUCGGGCUUUUUGACAUAAAUCGUUGGUAUCAUGCACAAAUGCCAGAUUCUCUAAGAUCAGGAGAAUAUCUACAUAAUUGCUCUUAUUUUGCCUUGUGGUCAUUGGAUUCUGUUGUAAGUAGGACUUCUCCACAUUACAUCUUGGAUAUAUUAGUGCAUGAGAGAAGUUUAAGUCGAGGAGUUCCUCCUGCAUAUCCACCUCCAGAGCAGUUUUUUAACCCAAGUACUUUUAAUUUUGAUGCUACUUGUCUGUUGAACUCAGGGGUUAUCCAUAUCACUUGUACUGGCUUUCAGAAGGAGACAUUGACUUUUCUAAAGAAAUCAGGACCAGCUCUCAAUGAAGUCAUUCCUGAUGGUUAUAAUCGUUGUCUUGUAGCUGGCCUUCUCUCACCAAGACUUUUUGAUGUUCAGCCUUCCAGUUUAAGUCGUGAAGAACAGCUAGAAGCUGUAUUGUCAGCAGCAAUUCAGACAAGUUCCCUGGGACUUUUGACUGGUUGUAUCAGAAGGUGGAUAACAGAAGAACAACCAAAUUCUGCUGCUAAUUUGCGCUUUGUUCUUGAAUGGACAUGGAAUAAAGUUUCUGUCACAAAAGAGGAGUUUGACAGAUUAUGCGUGCCAUUGUUUGAUGGGUCGUGUCGUUUCAUCGACCCACAAACCAUCCAGUCCAUCCAGCAGUGCCAUUUGGUUCUGAGCAAUCUUAAUACUGUCUUCAGCUGUUUCACAUCAGAAGCUAAAGACAUCACCUUGAGAGGAAUGGUGGAUUUAAACAAUAAACAUCUGGUUACCCAGCUCAUCUGUCAGUAUGCACAAAUGGUUCUUUGGUUCUCUCACUCUGGACUUUUACCAGAAGGUUUAGAUGAUACCGUACAGCUGUCGAAGUUGUGCUACAACUACCCCAGCAUCCAGGGCUACUACACCAGCCACCGGCACAAGUGGAAGAGCUCCCCCAGAGGAAAGUGGAACCAUGAUUGCUUGAUGAUCGAUGGAUUGGUUGCUCAAUUAGGAGACCAAGUUGAAAAACUGUGGAAACGGGAUGAAGGAGGCACAGGAAAAUAUCCUCCUGCCAGUCUGCAUGCACUGCUUGACAUCUAUUUAUUAGAGAAUGUCACUGAAGCCAGCAAACAUUCUGUUACCAUUUAUUUGCUGCUUGAUAUUAUGUAUUCUUUUCCAAACAAAACGGAUACUCCUAUUGAAUCUUUUCCAACUGCCUUUGCCAUUUCAUGGGGCCAGGUUAAACUUAUUCAAGGAUUUUGGCUGAUAGAUCAUAAUGACUAUGAGAGUGGUUUAGAUCUUCUCUUUCACCCAGUUACUGCAAAGCCUGUGUCGUGGCAACAUGCGAGGAUUAUCCAAGCCUUCAUGAGUCAAGGAGAGCACAGACAGGCCCUCCGGUACAUUCAGACCAUGAGGCCUGCCGUCUCCAGGGAGAGUGACGUUGUCCUCCACCUCUCCGUUCUGCUGUUUAAUAAGUGCAUGGUCGAGGCCUGGGAUUUGUUGCGCCAACAUUCUAAUAGGCUGAAUGUGGAAGAGUUAUUAAAGCAUGCGUAUGAAAUCUGUCAGGAAAUGGGCUUAAUGGAGGAUUUGCUGAAAUUGCCAUUCACAGACACUGAGCAGGAAUGUUUAGUGAAGUUUCUACAGUCCAGUGCCAGUGUUCAGAAUCAGGAGUUUCUUCUAGUUCACCAUUUGCAGCGUGCCAAUUAUAUCCCUGCUUUGAAGCUAAACCAGACUCUGAAGAUUAAUCUUAUGAAUGAUCGUGAUCCUCGUUUGCGGGAGAGAUCAGUGGCUCGAAAUUCUAUAUUAGAUCAGUAUGGCAAAAUCCUUCCUAGAGUCCAGCGGAAAUUAGCCAUCGAGAGAGCUAAGCCUUACCAUUUGUCAACAGCAUCAGUUUUUCGAGAAGUUUCUAGACCUAAACCAUUGUCAACAUUUCCAAAGAAAACUGUAACAGGGGCCGUGUUAACAAGGUCUACUUUCAUCAAUAAUGUGCUCUCUAAGAUUGGAGAGGUGUGGGCAAGCAGUGAACCUAGAAAUAGCCCCUUGCUUCGUAGCAGUCCUAAAAUAGAACAGCCAUCUCCUGUAGUGUAUUCUCUCCCACAUCCAGAGCUGCCGGAAGCAUUUGUUGGAACACCAGUUUCAAAAACAUCACAGAAAAUUUCUAGAUUGCUGGAUUUGGUGGUUCAGCCUGUGCCCCAGCCUCCUCAGUGUUUGGAAUCUGUUCAGCAAAGCCCCACAAGAUCUCCUGGGUACUUACUACCCAGCUCAUUGCCAUUGAGUUCAAAAUUAAAACGAUCACAUCAGAAUACGUCUAGAUCUUCAGAAUUACUUUUACUUGAAACUCCUCUUAUAGUUAAGAAAGCAAAAACUUUAGCCCUAUCAGUUGCUUCUUCUGGAUUUGCUGAGUUUACUCCUCCAUCCAUCCUAAGGUCUGGUCUGCGAACAACACCUUUAGCAUCUCCAUCUCUGUCACCUCGAAGGUCUCUGUCUCCGCCUUUGCGACUUAAAGAAACUAGAAUAUCAUUCAUGGAAGAAGACGUGAACACAAAAUGGACUGCUGGAGCUUUCCAUAAAUGUGGCUUUCCAGCAGAAACUGAAUGGCUAAAGAGCAAAGAUAAAAGCCCAUCGUUUUCUCUGAAUAUCCCUGCAAAGGAUGAGGAAGGCAUGGAUUCAGGGUCACAAAGUACACCCUCACAAGGUGUGGAGAAACUGGAUGUGAGCAAGGAGAGCAGCAGUGUGUCAGCGAGAUCGGACCAGACCACCCUAGAGUAUCAGGAUGCACCGUCACCGGAAGACUUGGAAGAUAGUGUGUUCAUGUCCUCCAAGCCAGCAGACUCUUCCAGUGCACUAACUACUAAUUUAACGGAACAACCUGAGAAGGAUGGUGAUGAAGAUGUGAUUUCUUCAGAUGUGGAGAAACAAAUAGGCACGGUGGAAGUGGCGGAAGAGGCCAUUUCAGAAUUAAAUGAUGUAAGCCCCAUUCAAGGAGUUGGAGCUUCUCUUGGUGUGUCAUCGGUCCAUGAAGGGAAAAGCCUUCCUUCAUUGUCCAAGGUACCAGUUUGGGAUGAAGGAUUAACGCCUGUUGAAACGUGCACCUCUACAAUAAGAGCAGACAACAACAUGGCGGACAUGGCUGGCGGAAGCCCUGCACUCUCCACUUCAGAAAGCCCUGUGAUCUCUGACCAGGAAGUGGCACAGAAAGCAAAAGAUGAUGAUAUAGAAGCCGAUGUACUAAAACAAAGUAUUGACUUGCCAGAAGAAAAGCCUUCCAUUUCUGAUACUCCUCCAGAUUCUCAAGAAAUUCAUGUGGUUGGACAUGAUAAGUAUGCAGUUCACAAUUCAGAAGAAGAGACUAGGAACUUUUCAUUUCAAGAGUUGUAUCCCUCAGGAACUCUUAAACUCCAGUAUAAUUUUGAUACCAUUGAGCAGCAGUUCUGUGACUUGCCUGACAAUAAAGACCCUGCGGACUGUGACCUCGCCGAGGUGGACGGGGAACUCUUUGUGGCCCAGAGCAACUUCACGUUGAUCUUGGAAGGGGAGGAAGGCGAGGCGGAUGGGGGCGACGCUGCGGCCGCCCAGCCCACCAGGAAAGAGCAGGGGAACGAGGCGGAGCUCGAGGACCGGACUCACGCCCCCGUCCUGCCCCCUGCCUCCUCCAGCAGCGGGGACCACGGAGCCCAGACGCAGGAGACCCUGCCGUAUGUGCCUGAACCAAUGAAAGCAGCCAUUGCAGAAAACUUACUAGAUGUAAUUAAAGAUACAAGAAGUAAAGAGCUGAUGUCAGACGCAGUGGAACCGUCCGUUCAUGAAAGCCUACCUUUGAUAAGCCAGAAGGCAACACGUUCCAAGUCAGCCAAACCUGCACUGGAGGCUGUUGAGGAAUCCAGUCCAGGGGCCGUGAAUGUCAGCCGGAGCGAGGACGUGAUUUCCUCCAGAACUCGCACCAGGGGGCGGCGCGUCCAGAGCCUGGGCCCCUCCUCCGCGCCGCGGACGCCAGCUCCUGCGGCCACGCCCAAGACGCCAGGCCCCACGGCCAGGAAGAGAGCUGGGAAAUCCCGAGACGCUGCCGAGGCCUCCGAGAGUACCUGUGCGCACAUAACGAGGCUGUCUCAGAGCCAGGAAACCCCUCCAACCGCUCCGACCGCCCGCAGAGGAAGGAAGAAGAAAGUCCGUGUGGACACAUUAGAAAGUACCGGUGCUGGGGAGGAGGAAUUACAAGUUGCCCCAGGCAGGGGACCCAAAAGGUUAAAAUAUGAGCUGCCGGAACCUGCAACUAAAGAAACUCCUCUUCGAAAAGAAGUUAAGCAUUCAUCUCUUACAAAAGGCACACCGAGAAGAACAAAAAGGUCUACAGGAAAUCAGCACGGGGCUGAAAUGAUCAACGAUCUCACUGUUAAUCAAGUACCGAGUCCUAGCAGAACUGUCCUGAAGCUGAGGAGAGCUACCCUGGAAGCUCCUCAGAGCCCGGGAGGGGAGCGGGAGGGAGGCGCCAGCCAGCAGCCGGCUCUCCCGGGGAGAGGGGCCACAGGGAGAGGCGGUAGUGGGCUGAGUGGGCUACAAGAGUCUGAAGGAGACCCGUCCCUCCCGGCUCUCCCAGCAGAGCUGGCCGUGGCCCCCACACCAAGGAAACGCGGGAGGCCCAGGAAAGUAAAUCCAGCAGAAGACUCGGGGUCCAGGCCUGUUGGGGAAGAGACAAGUUCCAAGAAGAGAGAUGUUGUUAAUGUCCGGAGAUCUACAAGAAUCACCCCAGCUAGAAGCGCAAACUCCGCUUCAGUGCCAAGUGAGCUUGCCAAGGUGACAAGUUCUAGGAAAAGGAUCACCAAGGAGCCUGAAAAUGCGAGCCAGAAGCCUGCGCUCGGCUCCGCGUCCGCAGAGCACCGCGAUGAAGAGACACACCAAGAGCCACCUGACGGAGGAAGCGGGCUGAGGGCCAGCUCGGCUGUUGCCAAAUCUUCCCACAACACAAGGACUAGAUCGAGCAAGGCCCUCUUGUCGGACCUUCCGGAGCCCACGCACCAGCCUUUAUUUACUCCUGUAGCAAAGACUCCAAGGAAAGCAAAAGCUCAUGAAACAGAGACUUCUGCCCAGCUGAAGGAAUUAGUUUCGGAUUUAUCUUCUCAGUUUGCCUACUCACCUCCUGCUUUGAGGACCAGGCGAAAAUACACAUCAAGUACACCCAAGAUUGUAGAUGUGCUGGAAGAUGACACGAAAUCAGUGGAAGUUGUAGAAGAGCAAAAAGUGAAGCGAGCCAGGACUGUGAAGAGCAAGCAGGCAAACAAAAACAAGGGAAGAAAAAGGUCUUGGUCUCCUCCUCCAGUGGAGAUUAAGCUGAUUUCCCCCUUGGCGAGUCCAGCCGGGGAAGCAAAGAGCAACGCCCGCAAGCCUGCGGCCGCGGCAGGGAAAGCCCUCGGGAGGGGCAGGAAGAAGCCGGCUUCCUUCCCAAAGCAGAUUUUACGCAGGAAAAUGCUAUAAGUUUUUCUACGAUUUUAACGUACACCCAUUUAUAAAGUCCUCAGAAUUGUGUGGAUUAAAGUGAUCUAAUUUGGAAAAUAAUUUAUAUAAAUUAUUGUAAAUUUUUGUAAACAGAAAGUCUUCAAUAAGUAAAGUAGCUCCAUAUGGAGUGUGAUUCUUUUAGUCUAGGCAUUUUUCUAUUUUAUAUUAAGUCUUCAUACAUUUAUAUAAUAUGUGAAUACAGCUUAUUGGAAUGUUUAAUAAACUACUGUAAAUUAUACAAUUUGUGUGUGUUAGAUUUUUGAAAUGAAAUUGUUUUAAUGAUUUUAUAUGCUAGUAGUCAUUUGUCCCAUUUUCUCUAUCAUUGAAGUAUUAGACCAAUCUUAAAAUGAGGAUGAUUGAACUAUUGACUUAUUUUUAAAAAUUAUUUUAUAAUUUAUGCACUUUGAUUCUGUGAUUAAGAUUUCUAACCAUCAUGUAUUUUUACUGGUUGGUUUUGCCUGUUACUAUGUUGACAUUGAAUUGUGGGCAUGUAAUUUUGGCGCCUUUUUUGUAGUUUCACAAGUUUUGUGUAAUCUACCUCAAAAGUAAUGCAUUGAUUUUACUGUAAUGUUGGCAUUUCUUAUUCAGUGAGCUUAAAGACUAUUUAUCUCUAUAGUCUCUUCAGUCAGAGACUAAUUAUCCAGGUUAGAUUGACCGGUUCACUGCUUAUUAGCAAAAUCAUGACAGGAUUUGAGAAACAUAAAAUAAAUCUGUUGCGUGCCUAAUAUCAGGAAGAGCAGUCUGGACACCUUGACCAAGUUGUUCUGGGAAGGAACUGACUGGUGAGCGAAUCAUGGAAGUUAGAG